CUAUGACCACCAGCGACUACAACUACCAUUCUACAACACUCCCAACUCUCCGUAUCUUAUUCAAUCUUGCAUUGCUGGUUAUCUUUGACCGAGUACUACUCCAUCUUUGCAUCGAGUCACUCAGCUGGAACUGCCCGUGUAUCUGUCCCCUCUUUCUACGUCGUCGAUCCUGCUGCAUCCAUUCGCGAGGCACUAUCUUAUCCUGGCCUCAAUUCCCGCUUCCGCUGGUGCACAGGUUGCAGGGGCUAUAAAUGAAUGUACAUAACCACAAGCCUCACAGGCCUUGAAAUUCCCCAGAAUAACCCUCUGAAGAAUCCAUCUGCACCUUCGCCAUCCAGGUGUGCCUUGAAGACAGUGGUCCCAACGAUCCUGACUUAGAUACCGGCGGCUUUGGCCGCCACCACGAGCUGGCAAACCACCAUUCAACUGACGACAACCCAAUCACUACCGACCACCCAACCAUCUCGAUCCCUCCUUCAAAUACUUCCAUCACAGAUUCCUUUGCCCAAUCCCCAAUUUCACCUCCCAGUCCCUCAACCGAAACGUCGACGACGCAAGUGCCUCCCACUCUUUCCAACAACUCUAUACCGAACCCACCACCUAUAGAGCAGGUGCAGGAUAGUCAAGAGCGGGGUCGACGAAGGAGACGGCGGUCAUCCUCCCCAGAGCUCGGCCAUCUGAGUGACGCAUCUGCUGAAGCAGGUCCUUCCACUGAUUCUCGCCCGAGACACACACACCCCCAGAGAAAGCGCAGGAGAACAAAUAGACACAAUAUGAGAGUUAAUGACAACUUAGGGCAAGCAUACUCCAAUGGUCAUACCGCAAGCUCGAAUGGUUCAACACCUCGGAAACCCUUACACAAUGCUGUCAAUGGACACCCCUCGACCAGUCUCAAUGGAUCAGCCCCACCCUUUGCCAACGGUGCAGUCAAGAAAUCUUCCCUAGUACGAUCAGGGACAUAUCGGGGUCAUAACCGGGAGGAGGUUGUAAGAAUCCUGGUUCAAGGUUUACUGGACAUGGGUUACGCAAAUGCCGCAGAAUGCCUAAGCGAAGAGAGUGGCUAUAAUUUGGAGAGCCCUGCUGCGGCUGCAUUCCGAAGCGCAGUCAUGGCCGGCGCAUGGUCGGAUGCUGAAGCAAUUCUACUGGGCUCGCCCCGAAGUGAUAUUGCGGAAGGCUCACUUAUCGAUGACGAUCAAGAUGGAGAAGGCUUAGUGCUUGCAGAAGGGGCCGACCGUGAUCAGAUGCUAUUUUUGAUUCGACAACAAAAGUUCCUAGAGCUUCUAGACAAUCGAGAUCUGAGCAUGGCUCUCAUGGUACUGAGGCAGGAAUUAACGCCGCUGGGCCAUGACGUCCAUCAACUACAUGCCCUCUCAACGCUUCUAAUGUGUCCUCCUGAAGAUCUGAGGACCAAGGCCCACUGGGGUGGCACUGUGGCAGAGUCACGCAAGAUGCUGCUCCAAGAUCUGUCUAUGUCGAUAGCCCCUUCUGUCAUGAUCCGAGACCACCGGUUGGCCGAGCUCUUCGACCAGAUAAAGCAACAUCAGAUAAAUCAGUGUUUAUACCACAACACUUCAGUGGCCCCGUCACUUUACUCAGAUCAUCUUUGCGAUCGAGACGACUUUCCCUCCCGUACAUCGAUCGAACUCCAAGAUCAUUCUGGGGAGGUAUGGCACGUUCAGUUUUCCCACGACGGCACGAAGUUGGCGACCGCCAGCCAAGACCGGACUGUCAAUGUAUACGAAACUGUUACUUUCAAACGCAUUCACGAAUUCAAGCAACAUACCGCAGAGGUCACUUACAUCGCUUGGAGUCCAGAUGACACGAAGAUCAUUUCUUGUUCCCAAGAUGGCAAAGCUAGAGUAUGGGAUGUUGAGACCGGCAGGUUAACAGUCACACUGCAGCAUAACUCUGAAGAGCCUUCUUAUGGUAUCACUGCUGCAGCAUGGACUCCUGAUUCGAUGGGAUUUGUGACGGCAAGUCAUGAUAGAAGUUGCCAACUCUGCUACUGGAGCCUUCUUGCAGAAGUGCCGGACACGCCCAUUUAUGUCUGGCCCGAGGGAUUCCGAGUCCAGGACGUCGCAAUCACAAAUGAUGGCCAUUGGCUUGUUGCUCUCGAUCCGCAGAACGUCAUUCGGAUUUUUGAUUUGCAUAACUAUCGAGAGGAGCCUCCCAUUAGGACUGCUGGCAAGAUGACAAGUAUCUCACUGAACCAUGAUGGCAGCAUGGUCCUUGUGAACCUUGCAUUGGGUGAGGUACAGAUGAUAGAUCUUGUCACAAGAGAUACUGUGCGCAGUUUUAAAGGGCAAAAGCAAGGCGAAUUCGUGAUUAGGAGUUGCUUUGGAGGAGCAGCAGAGAAUUUCGUGGUCAGCGGCUCGGAAGAUGGCCUUAUAUACGUGUGGCACAAGGAAAACGAAAAUCUCAUUGAGAAGUUGUCGGGGCAUGGUCGAGGCGCUGGCGGCAAGGAAUGUGUGACAACGGUUGACUGGAAUCCUCGAGAUGCAUCAAUGUUUGCGUCCGGAGGGGAUGACCGUAAAGUGCGCAUCUGGUCGGCCGCACCACCUCCUGUCGAUGGUCUUUCCAAUAUCCUGAACACACCUGUUGCACGUGGCGAUUCGGGUCGGGUGAGUGCUAUGAGAUCAACGUUGUAAACACACAGGAAGGUAGUUAGUUCUGAUGGAGUUUUCAGGGGGGAGUAUAACAUCAUUCCAACCACGGUCUGCACAAGGUAUAGAGUUUUGGAUACAACAUUGCAUCUGAAGGAGUUCGUUUGCUGAUGGCUCGCUAUCCGCACCAUCCACGGCACUGAGGGAUUUGUCACGGGUCAUGACGAGUCGAUUAUCAUUUGCAUCAGGCAAGCAUUGUUCUGAAUUCGUACAGGAAGAGGGAUCUGGACAGCUGCCCUUCCUACAGGGACAAAGCAUAGAUUUAGCUCGAUAUUCUAUAUCUCACCUUCUAUCUGCAACAAUAUCAUAGCGUCUUCCUUCCCG
Molecule: messenger RNA, 2987 nt
Organism: Exophiala oligosperma
Lineage: Eukaryota; Fungi; Ascomycota; Eurotiomycetes; Chaetothyriales; Herpotrichiellaceae
Exons: 3
Coding region: 774-2648 (624 amino acids)
Biological process (GO): proteasome-mediated ubiquitin-dependent protein catabolic process
Cellular component (GO): GID complex
Molecular function (GO): protein binding
Source: RefSeq, a predicted model, not a curated record